AUGAACACCCAGCCUCAGACCCGCUCACCGCCCAGCAGAACAGUGCCAAUACAUUGCACAGACAACUGGAAGAGGAGGAAGGUUUUGGAACAGAGUCCGGUUUACAGGUCCCUGGCUGGAAGAGGCUGGAUAAAAUACUGCAUUUUUGCAGCGGGGCCUCGACCUGCCCAUCACCAGGGAGGAUUCAGACCUAUACAGUUUUUUCAGAGGCCUCAGAUACAGCCUCCAAGAGCUACCAUCCAGAACAGCAGUCCUUCCAUCCGUCCUGGUGCGCAAACGCCGACUGCAGUGUAUCAAACCAACCAACACAUCAUGAUGGUUAAUCAUCUGCCAAUGCCCUACCCGAUGCCUCAGGGCCCCCAGUACUGUAUACCACAGUAUCGGCACAGUGGCCCUCCGUACGUUGGGCCCCCGCAGCAGUAUCCUGUUCAGCCGCCAGGACCAGGACCCUUUUAUCCAGGACCAGGUCCUGGAGAAUUCCCCAAUGCCUACGGAACACCUUUCUACCCAAGUCAGCCAGUGUAUCAGUCAGCACCCAUCAUAGUGCCUACACAGCAGCAGCAGCCUCCACCAGCUAAAAGAGAGAAGAAAACGAUCCGAAUCCGGGAUCCAAACCAGGGGGGCAAAGAUAUAACAGAAGAAAUAAUGUCUGGAGGGGGCAGCAGGAACCCAACGCCUCCCAUCGUGAGACCCACUUCCACACCUACUCCACCUCAGCAGCUGUCCAGCCAGGUCCCCGAGCACAGCCCUGUGGUUUAUGGGACUGUGGAGAACACCCAUCUCGCUGCCAGCACCCCUGUCACUGCGACUAGCAACCCGAAGCAAGAAGAGAAGCCAAAACCAGAUCCAGUAUUAAAACCACCUUCUCCAGUCCUCAGACCAGAACCUACUGGGGAGAAAAAAGAUCAAGCUGGCCAGACGACCGAGGCCACCUCAGUGGAAACCCCACCAGAACUUCCUCUUGCUCCAUCACCAACCCCGGCUGCUCCCGUCGCAGUUGUUGCUGCUGCUGCUGCUGUUGCCGUUUCUAGUAAAUCCACAUUCACAGCUGACUCAGAGGAGAAAUGUGAACUGGCUUCCCCAAAAGAGGAGGCAAUGCCUAUAUCUAAUGCCGCACCCUGCACGGACACAUCAGACCCUUCGCCAGCGGAAGAGGCUGAUGCCGAGGUGUGCAAGGAGCCUAGUAGUGUAGCAUCUAGUGAUAUUCCAGUGACUGCUAGUACUAAUCUAAUUAAUGAAAUGAACGGAGUUAGUGAAAAAGUAACUGCUGCAGAGACCGUAGUAGAUGUAGCCCAGACGGAAGUUGCGCCAUUGACUGUUGAGUUGGAGACACCAGAAGCACCUCCAGCAGAAGUGGAAAGCGUGCCAUCUUCCAGUGCUCUUCACGCUGCUCCUUCUCCUCCUCCCACCCCACCUCACACCACUCCACCUCCUUCUCCUCCUAUUUCUGUUGCUGCUGCUGCUGUUACCACUACAACUCCUUCUCCACCUCCUCUUCCAUCUCCUAGUGCCCUCCCUGUUGUUCAGGGAGAUUUAGAAGGAGAGGAGAGCACAAGAACUACUCUUAAUGAAGAGGUAAAAGAUACUGAAAAGAAGGAAGAGACAGAAGCAGAUGGGCAACUGGAGGAGAGCACGGAGGCUCAGAGUUUAAACUCGAGCAAGAGUCCUGUCCCAGCCCAAACAGCUGUAACUGCACCAAAGACGUGGAAGAAACCAAAAGACCGGACCCAAGCCACUGAGGAGGUGAUAGAGGCAGAAACAGAGCCUAAAGUAGAAGAGGAACUUUCAGGUGACAAAGUACUUGAAUCUGAACAGGAGAAAAUGAGCCACGGGUUUCAACUGGAGAGAGACCCCUCUGAACUCAAAAAAGCGAAACCUGUGGAAGAAAACGGAGAGCAGGAAGCAGAACCUGUGCGAAACGGUGCCGAGAGCGUUUCAGAGGGAGAGGGAACUGAUGCAAACUCAGGCUUCACAGAGAGCUCCAGCGAAGGGCCAGUGUACCAGUAUAAACCAGAGCAGUGGAAGCCCCUGGACCCGGAGGGGAAGAAGCAGUACGACCGGGAAUUCCUACUGGAUUUCCAGUUCAUGCCUGCCUGUAUCCAAAAGCCGGAGGGGCUGCCUCCCAUAAGUGAUGUGGUUCUCGACAAGGUGAGAGGAGAGCCAAUAAAACAGGUCAAUCAGCCGAAAUUGCCACUGAGAACUCUGGACCCUCGGAUACUGCCUCGAGGACCAGACUUCACACCAGCCUUCGCUGAUUUUGGGAGGCAAACCUCUGGUGGAAGAAACGUAUCUGGAAGUUUGUUGAAUGUUGGACCGAGGAGAUCUCAGCCAGGCCAGAGGAGAGAGCCCAGGAAGAUCAUCACUGUGUGUGUGAAGGAGGACGUCCACCUGAAGAAGGCAGAGAACGCCUGGAAGCCGAGCCUGAAGAGAGAAAACCAAACUGAGGACCCGGAAAAUGUCAAAACUCAGGAGCUGUUCCGCAAGGUACGAAGCAUCUUGAACAAGCUGACGCCCCAGAUGUUCAAUCAGCUCAUGAAGCAAGUGACAGACCUGACGGUAGAUACAGAAGAGAGGCUGAAAGGAGUCAUCGACCUGGUCUUUGAGAAGGCUAUCGAUGAACCGAGCUUCUCGGUGGCCUAUGCCAACAUGUGCAGAUGUCUUGUAACGCUGAAAGUGCCCAUGGCAGACAAACCUGGGAGCACAGUAAAUUUCCGCAAGUUGCUGUUAAAUCGCUGCCAGAAGGAAUUUGAAAAGGACAAGGCUGACGACGAUGUCUUUGAAAAGAAGCAGAAAGAACUUGAAGCUGCUACCACUCCAGAGGAGAAGACGCGGCUCCAUGACGAGCUGGAAGAGGCCAAGGACAAAGCCCGACGGAGAUCCAUUGGGAAUAUAAAAUUCAUUGGCGAGCUUUUCAAGCUAAAAAUGCUGACGGAGGCUAUCAUGCAUGACUGCGUGGUAAAGCUGCUGAAAAACCACGAUGAGGAGUCCCUCGAGUGCCUUUGCCGCCUGCUAACUACCAUUGGCAAGGACCUGGACUUUGAGAAAGCAAAGCCUCGCAUGGACCAGUAUUUUAAUCAGAUGGAGAAGAUUGUGAAAGAGAGGAAAACAUCUUCAAGGAUUCGGUUCAUGCUUCAGGAUGUAAUAGACCUAAGGCUGUGCAACUGGGUGUCACGGAGAGCAGACCAGGGCCCGAAGACCAUCGAGCAGAUUCAUAAAGAAGCCAAGAUUGAAGAGCAAGAAGAACAGAGGAAGGUCCAACAACUCAUGACCAAAGAGAAGAGGAGACCGGGUGUCCAGCGGGUCGAUGAAGGCGGUUGGAACACUGUGCAGGGGGCAAAGAACAGCAGAGUGCUGGACCCCACCAAGUUCCUUAAAAUCACCAAGCCCACAAUAGAUGAGAAAAUUCAGCUUGUGCCUAAAGCCCAGUUGGGCAGCUGGGGAAAGGGCAGCAGUGGUGGAGCAAAGGCAAGCGAGAUGGACUCCUUACGACCAAGUGCCACUAGUUUGAACAGAUUUUCUGCACUGCAGCCUCCGGUCUCAUCUGUGUCUGCCUCAUCCGCAUCCUCAGAAUUAGAUUCUCGCAGGGCCUUAACUAGUCGCGGGAGCACGGGCAGGGAGAAGAAUGACAAACCUCUCCCACCUUCCCUCUCCCGUCCCAACACCUUCCUACGGGGCAGCAGCAGUAAAGAGCUGCUGCUCGACAAUCAGGCACAAGAGGAGCAGCGGAGGGAGAUGCUGGAGACAGUGAAGCAGUUAACAGGCGGCAUGGAGAUGGACAGAAACAGCACAGAGGCAGAGAGGAACAAAGCCAAGGAAUCUGCCAAGCCAGAAGCUCCCCCAGCUCCAGCGCAAGAAAAGCCUUCACUAUCAGAAGAGGAAAUAGAGAGAAAAUGCAAAUCUAUCAUUGAUGAGUUCUUGCAUAUUAAUGAUUUUAAGGAAGCAAUGCAGUGCGUGGAGGAGCUGAGCGCCCAGAAUCUGCUGCCUGUUUUCGUGCGAGUGGGAGUGGAGUCGACGCUCGAGAGGAGUCAGAUCACCAGGGAUCACAUGGGCCAGUUAUUACAUCAGUUGGUGCAGUCGGGAAAGCUGAGCAAGCAGGAUUUCUUCAAGGGCUUUUCAGAUACCUUGGAGAUGGCGGACGAUAUGGCCAUAGAUAUACCCCAUAUUUGGUUGUACCUAGCUGAGUUGGUGACCCCCAUGUUAAAAGAAGGAGGAAUCUCUAUGAGAGAACUUAUACAAGAAUUUAGCAAACCUUUGCUUCCUGUGGGAAGAGCCGGCGUCUUGCUUGCUGAAAUCUUGCACCUUCUAUGCAAACAAAUGAGCCAUAAGAAAGUGGGAGCCUUAUGGAGGGAGACUGGCCUCAGUUGGAAGGACUACUUACCCGAAGGGGAGGAUGUACAUACCUUUCUCAUGGAACAAAAGUUGGACUUCACGGAGUCCGACUGUUCCAGUUCCUCAGAAGCACUUUCAGAGAAAGAACUCUCUGCGGAAGAGCUGAACAAGCAGCUAGAAAAACUCAUUGUUGAGGACAAGGCGAAUGAUGAACAAAUCUUUGACUGGGUAGAGGCUAAUCUAGAUGAAAGCCAGAUGAGUUCACCUACAUUCCUUAGAGCUUUAAUGACAGCAGUUUGUAAAGCAGCUAUUAUAGCGGACUCUUCUAGCUUCCGUGUGGACACUGCUGUUAUCAAACAGAGAGUGCCGAUCUUACUCAAGUACCUAGACUCAGACACAGAGAAGGAACUACAAGCACUUUAUGCACUACAAGCAUCAAUAGUAAAACUUGAUCAACCUCCUAAUUUGUUGCGGAUGUUUUUUGAUUGCCUGUAUGAUGAGGAGGUAAUAUCAGAGGAUGCCUUCUACAAGUGGGAAAGCAGCAAGGACCCAGCGGAGCAGAACGGGAAAGGAGUAGCGCUAAAAUCUGUCACAGCAUUCUUCACGUGGCUACGGGAGGCCGAAGAGGAGUCAGAGGAUAAUUAAAACUUAAAUACAGAGAGAGAGAAAAAAAAAAAAAAGGAAAAAAAAAAAGAAACAAUUUAAGUAUUUUUUUAAAAAGUUUCACGUCUUCGCCAAUCACAGUGCAGCAAGGCCAAUUCUCGCGCAGACCCCCCCUUCCCCCACACAUGCACGAGUGGGAGAGGUAAAAAUAGAUAAACACAAAGGUGAUCAUGGAGGAAAAAAGGUACUUGAAAAAAAAAAAAGUAAACUUCAAACCUGAGGGCGGGAGCACUAAACCAAAAUACAUGUAUUAUUUAUAGAAAAUAUUUUCUGUUUUAAUCUUUUUUUUUUCUUUUCUUUUUAAACAAGGACUCAUGCUUACAAAAACACAACGCGAAACAAAUCUGUUUAGCAAAAAAAAAAAAAGUUGAAAACUUUUAAUUUAUUAUUUUAAGGACUGCAAAUGCCAGUGUAAUUUUUAAAUUUGCAGUUUCUGUAAACAAAUUGUAUAAUAGAACAAAAGCAGAGAAAUAAAUUUCCCUCCCCUUCAUAUGCACCUCAGUUUUGUUUCAAAGCAUGAUAAAUAGACAAAACUUUCAAGGGGGUUGGGGUAAGCUAGAUGAGGAAGAGAUCAAUUUUUUUUUUUAAUUGUCGUCAGAUUUUUCUGCCUGCCUCUCAGCUUGCUUCAGAAAUUUAAAAAGAAAAUAGUAAUCAAAACGUACAUAACCUUGGAACGGAAGGAAAUGCAUUUGAGAAAACCGCUGCGGACCAGAGUGCUCCGAAAAUAACUCAUUCAAAACAGUGCUACCCUGGGGAAAAAGUACUAGUGAUACUUUCAGAACCUUUAGAGCAACUUUAAGGCUUGUAAAUACAUAGAACAAAUAUUUAAAAAAA
Molecule: messenger RNA, 5826 nt
Organism: Fulmarus glacialis (Northern fulmar)
Lineage: Eukaryota; Metazoa; Chordata; Aves; Procellariiformes; Procellariidae
Gene: EIF4G3
Product: eukaryotic translation initiation factor 4 gamma, 3
Exons: 33
Coding region: 1-4974 (1657 amino acids)
Cellular component (GO): eukaryotic translation initiation factor 4F complex
Molecular function (GO): protein binding; translation initiation factor activity; mRNA binding
Source: RefSeq, a predicted model, not a curated record